Aureococcus anophagefferens is the source of this 1557-nucleotide messenger RNA. RefSeq lists its product as hypothetical. The record is from RefSeq and is a predicted model, not a curated record. NCBI's taxonomy places the organism in Eukaryota, Pelagophyceae, Pelagomonadales, Pelagomonadaceae. The transcript has 3 exons. Bases 1 to 1557 code for a protein of 518 amino acids.
AUGAAACCGCACGCGCUCCUCCUCGCAGCGACGGCCGCCGCGCGCCCCGUCGUCUGGUUCGACGGCGCCGAGGACGUGCCGAAGCGCGUGCGCCGGAGCCGCGCCGUCAGCGUCGGCGUCGCCUACCGCAGCGACGACGACGCGCCGGCGGCCGUGUGCCUCCACGACACCUGCGGCGGCGGCGACGACGCCUGCGUCGACGUCGUGGGCCCCGCGGCGACGUCGCAGCUCAACCACGGCUUCGGUCACUGCGCGCCGGGCGCCCACGCGCUCACCGUCUACGCGGCCGACGGCUCGUCGUCCGCGACGCUCGAAUUCGACGUCGCCGCGACCCCCAUGGUCGAGGCCGCCGUAUCGCAGACGGCCGUGACGACGAACGAUACGGCCCUCAUCACGGUCGCCGUCGCUGCGGACGGCCGGGGGGCCCUGGAGCUCUGCACGAUGAGCCCCUGCGGCGACUGGCUGCAUCAUCUCCACAACUUCCACUGCCGGCCCAUCCCAAAGACCGGCGAGACGGCCUUCGACGUCACGGUCGGCUUCGCCAACUGCGAGCCGGGCCAGCGGAGCGUGUCCGCGAUCGCGCUGCCGGCGGGCUACCUCGACGCCCACCCGACGACGCCCAUCACGGACCUCUGGCGCGUCGCGGGCCCGGGCGCCUACGACGAGGUCGUCUUCACCGUGGCGUGGGACGACGCGAGCGCCGCGAACCUCAACCAGCUCUACUUCGCGCCGGGCGACGCGCCGGGCGCCUACGACGCCGCGACCGCGUACACGACGGGCGGCCAGUUCAAGCAGGGCGGCGCGGGCGUCGCGUCGUCCUGGCGGCGCCAGGCCGACCUGCUCGGCGCGCUCUUCGGCGCGGGCGCCGACAUCGACGUGCUCGAGUUCGGGUGCGGGACCAUGGAGCUCGCCGCGUGGCUCGCGGGCUCGCGGGCGCCGCUCGUCGGCGACUACGCGUGCGUCGAGCCCAACGCCUACCUCACCGAGGCGGGCCGCGGCCGGGCGCGGCGCGGCGACGGGCCCCACUGGUCCGCCCUGCAGGCGCGGCUCGACCACGGCCAGGUGUUUUUGGCGCACAACGCGGCGUUUGCGCCCGCGCUCGCGCCGGGGUCCAGGGUCCACCUCGUCUACUCCCACUCCGUGCUCUCCCACGCGGGGAGCCGCACGCUCGACGCCUACCUUGAGGCGACGAGCGCCUUCCUGCACGACGACGGCAUCGCCGUCGCGUCGCGCUCCGCGUCGCUCUGCGUCUGCGCCGAGUGCGGCGGCGGCGACCGGCGCUACGCGGACGACUGCCUCAGCGACGGGUCCCUGGAGUGGGUCUACCCCUGGGUCUCCUGGCACUCGCCCGCGGGCCUGCGCGCCGCGGCGGCGAGGUUCGGCCUCGAGGUCCUCCACGUCGCCGACGACGUCGCCGGCGCGCUGCGGUCGGGCAUGAUGCAGGGCGGCCGCAUCGAGGGCGACUGGCACGAGUGGGUCGUCCUCGCGCGGCCGGGCAUGGGCCUCGACGCCGGCGCCCGGGCGCGGCUCCUCGCCUUUGGUCAUAACGCGCCCUAA